UGACAAGCAGAAGCCAGCUAAAGAGACUGAGAAUGUGCUGGUAGUGAAGCACCAGGAAAACCAAGAGAUCAUGCUCAGUGCUAGAGGAUUCACAAGCAACCUGUACUCCUCAAAGAAAUACGAUGAUAAGAUGAAGGCGAUCUCUCGAACUAGCGACUGGGGCUCUUCCUUCAGUGAAAAAGGUGGGUGUAUGCAGACUCCUGAAUCUAGAUUGCAGGGAUGUGACCUAUGUAAUGAACUUGCUGUUUAUGGCUCAUCAUCUUCUUCAAUGACGCGAAAAAUAGUAACAACUAUUUUAUUUUGUCUCGGGCAAAAUAAAUACUUUAAUGGACUUGUUACAGCAACCUGAUUUUUAAAAAAGAAAAAAGGAACUUCCUUGAACUAAAGUGGUUAAGACCUCGAUAUUUGCUCACAGAAAGAGUCAUUGAGUCGUUUCUAGUUGUUGGUGGACAAAAGAUACAGUUGUUCCUUAUGGAAAAUUCCAAGAACUUGUACAUAAUUUGAGUCAUGCAAACCUGAGUUCUGCAUGACUGAGCUCUGUCACUCAGUGGUUGGGAAAUUUAUGACCAUCUCUAUGCCUUGGUUUCUGCAUCUGUAAAGUGGAAAUGAUAAUGUCUACCUUGUGUGAUUCCCGGAAGAAUGAAAUACAUUAUAUUCAAAA
Rhinopithecus roxellana (golden snub-nosed monkey) is the source of this 661-nucleotide messenger RNA. RefSeq lists its product as uncharacterized. The record is from RefSeq and is a predicted model, not a curated record. The transcript is spliced from 3 exons. NCBI's taxonomy places the organism in Eukaryota, Metazoa, Chordata, Mammalia, Primates, Cercopithecidae. The coding region runs from base 71 to 349 and encodes 92 amino acids.